AUGGAGAAAGCAAGUGCAUUCCUCCGCCAUCCUCCUCCUCGUAAGGGAAAACUCAUCACUAUCCUAAGCAUUGAUGGAGGUGGAGUCAAAGGGAUUAUCCCCGGAACUAUUCUCGCUGCCCUAGAGAAGAUGCUUCAGGAAGAGGAGGGCAAUUCAUAUGCAAGACUGGCCGAUUAUUUUGAUAUGAUUGCAGGGACGAGCACCGGCGGACUUGUGACUGCCAUGCUCACUGCUCCUGAUGAAAACAACCGCCCCUUGUUUAGUGCAGACCAGAUUGGCCCUUUUUAUCUUUCAAAUUGUCCCAAGAUCUUCCCAUUAGAAAACAUAAAAACAGUCCUUUCAUAUCUCCGGGAAUUGCCGCCACUGCGGGGACCGAAAUAUUCUGCGACUGCGUUGCUGGAUAUAGUCGAGGCAAAAUUAAGUGCCAUACGGUUGAACCAGACAUUAACCAACGUUGUAAUCCCGAGUUAUGAUAUAAAACUGCUCCAUCCAGCCAUAUUCUCAAGCUACGAGUUGAAACGGAAUUCAAACAAGGAGACAGAUCCGGCUAAACUCUCUGAUAUCUGCAUGGCAACUUCAGCAGCACCAGUCUAUUUUCCUGCUCACAAAUUUAGAACCAAUACUAGGGAAUACAAUGUCGUUGAUGGCGGAGUGGCUGCUAAUAAUCCGAGUUUGGUUGCUAUAACUGAAGUGAUAAAAAAAAUCAAGAACCAAAAUCCCGACUUCAGAAAGGAUCGGGCGGCUGAUCAGGGCAAUCGGUUCCUACUGAUAUCGUUGGGUACUGGUGAACCAAAGGAAAAGUGUUCAUACAGCUCUGACGAUGCAGCUAAAUGGGGUAUUGGUGGAUGGUUGAUCCAUGUGACUAAGGGCUUUCCAUCUACUUGUCCAUUGAUAGAUGUAUUCACUGAAGCAAGUAGUGCUAUGGUCGAUUGCCAACUUAUUACCCUUUUCGAAUCUCUUUGGUCCGAUGGAAAUUACCUUUGGAUUCAGGAAGAUGAACUGCCUAUAGACAUGACCUCUAUGCACAAUGCUACUGAAGAAAACCUGAAUAAGCUUGUGAAAGCUGGGAAGGAGCUGUUAGGUAAACCGGUUGCAAAGAUGAAUACAUCAACCGGUCGCCGUGAGCCUGUUGAACCCAAGAUCACAAAUGAGAAGGCUCUCCGAGAUAUGGCGGUAGCUCUCGUUGAGGAGAGGAAGAGACGUCAUAGCGACGACCAUGGUCACCACAAGGAUAUUGAAGCCUAA
Argentina anserina (silverweed cinquefoil) is the source of this 1245-nucleotide messenger RNA. RefSeq names its product patatin-like protein 2. Lineage: Eukaryota; Viridiplantae; Streptophyta; Magnoliopsida; Rosales; Rosaceae. The record is from RefSeq and is a predicted model, not a curated record. Gene Ontology annotation, biological process: lipid metabolic process. Gene Ontology annotation, molecular function: glycerophospholipase activity; monoacylglycerol lipase activity. Bases 1 to 1245 code for a protein of 414 amino acids. The transcript is spliced from 7 exons.